CAGUCCUGUUCUCUGGUCAGCCUCUCAGCAAAAUGUCUAAGGAUUAUUUUGGGUUCUCCUUAAUGAGGAGCAAUGCGAGAAAUGGCACGGCCGGCGUGGCUCUUAACAAUGCUGCAGAUAUCUCCGUUAUUGUGGUUUACUUUGUGGUUGUGAUGGCUGUUGGAGUAUGGGCUAUGGUCCGCACCAACCGAGCCACAGUCGGUGGUUUCUUCCUUGCAGGGAGGAGUAUGGUGUGGUGGCCGAUUGGAGCAUCACUGUUUGCCAGCAACAUUGGCAGUGGUCACUUUGUAGGAAUCGCUGGGACCGCUGCAGCUUCAGGAAUCGCUAUUGGUGGAUUUGAAUGGAAUGCUCUUAUUGUGGUCGUCAUUCUGGGAUGGCUCUUUGUGCCCAUCUACAUCAAAGCUGGGGUGGUCACCAUGCCUGAAUACCUGAAGAAGAGGUUUGGAGGACAGAGAAUUCGCAUCUACCUCUCUGUGCUGUCCCUCUUCCUGUAUAUUUUCACCAAGAUCUCAGCAGACAUGUUCUCUGGCGCCAUUUUUAUCAACCAAGCUCUCGGGCUGAAUAUCUACCUGGCUGUUGUCAUGCUACUUUCGAUAACAGCCCUGUACACAGUCACAGGUGGAUUGGCUGCAGUGAUCUACACGGACACCUUACAGACUAUCAUCAUGGUUGUGGGAUCAUUCAUCCUUAUGGGCUUUGCUCUCAAUGAGGUCGGAGGUUAUGAACAAUUCCAGCUGCGCUACAUGGAGGCCGUCCCUUCUGUAACAACUAACAUCAGUGCGAGCUGCUACGAGCCUCGGGCCGACUCCUUCCAUAUUUUUAGGAAUGCGAUCACAGGAGACCUGCCAUGGCCCGGCCUUGUGUUUGGACUCACCAUUCAGGCCACCUGGUACUGGUGCACAGAUCAGGUGAUUGUCCAGCGCUGUCUCUCAGCCAAGAAUUUAUCUCACGUUAAGGCAGGCUGCAUCUUGUGUGGCUACCUGAAACUGCUGCCUAUGUUUCUCAUGGUUUUCCCCGGUAUGAUCAGCAGGAUCCUUUACACUGACGAGGUGGCAUGUGUGGACCCGAUUGAAUGUCUAAGAUACUGUGAUGCCAAGGUGGGCUGCACCAACAUCGCUUAUCCUAAACUGGUGGUGGAACUCAUGCCCAAUGGUCUGCGAGGUCUCAUGCUGUCCGUGAUGAUGGCCUCUCUGAUGAGCUCACUCACCUCCAUCUUCAACAGCGCCAGUACUCUCUUCACAAUGGACAUCUACACUAAGAUCCGCAGCUCAGCCACUGAAAAGGAACUCAUGAUUGCUGGGAGUAAAACACAAUUGGGGGGUUUGUUUAUUACGAUUUCUGAUGAUGAGAGAUAUCAUACAUGCCUCACUAUCUUUGAUUGAGUGUUCAUCGUGUUCCUGAUUGGUGUGAGCAUUGCGUGGAUCCCCGUGGUGCAGGAAGCCCAGAGUGGUCAGCUCUUUGACUACAUCCAGUCCAUCACCAGCUACCUCACUCCACCUGUUGCAGCUGUCUUCAUGCUUGCCAUCUUCUGCAAACGCGUCAAUGAGUCUGGUGCAUUUUAUGGCCUCACGAUUGGCUUAGUUAUCGGCCUCUCCAGAAUGAUUGCAGAGUUUGCUUUUGGGACAGGCAGCUGCGUUGAACCCAGUACAUGUCCCACCAUCAUAUGUGGAGUCCACUACCUCUACUUCUCCAUCAUCCUGUUUGUUAUCUCCUGUAUCCUCAUCGUGGGAAUCUCUCUUGUGACCAAACCCAUCGAAGACAAGCAUUUGUAUCGACUGUGCUGGACUCUGAGGAACUGUACUGAGGAGAGGAUUGACAUUGAAAAGGAUGAUUGGAUCGACAAUCAAGAGUCCAACAAUAUGGAGAUCGAUGAGCCCAGGGAGAAUCCUGGCUGCUGCAAGAAGGUAGUGAUGAGUUUCUGCGGCCUGGAGCCGACAAAUGCGCCCACGUUGAGUGCAGAGGAGCAGGCGGAGGUGCAGCGGAAGCUCACAGACACCACAGAGAAGCCUCUAUGGAGGAACGUUGUCAACGCCAACGCCAUCAUUCUCCUUUGUGUCGCUGUUUUCUUUCAUGGUUUUUACGGUUAAAGAAACUCCAUUGACGCAAAUGCUCUUGGAUAAAUUAUAUUUAAGGGACAGGAUUUUAUAUGAUUGUAAAUUAUGAACACAUGAAUUAACUGUAACCUUGUAAAAUAAUAAUAAUGCAUUGGCAGACUUCUAUACUGGAUCAUUUUUACUGUAUGCAUGCCAUGUAUGGAAAAUGAACGUCUCAAGGACACAAUAUUUAUUUUUGUAAAAUAUGUUCCUGUCUAAAACUGUUAAAGUAUUUCACUUUACCUACUGUAGAUCUGGACAUUUUUCCAGGUUUUUCAUUUUGGAAACUUGGAAAAUUCUAAAUUGGGAAUACAAAUGCUCCUUUAUGGCUUGAUUAACGUUCUGGUUUACAUAUGAAGAGACACUGGAUUGACUGGUUUUUAUGUGUUUUUAAGUUCACAUGCUCAACAUAAUGCCAAUUUGACCUUUUUUCUCAUUUUAUGUGCUCAAAGUCUACAAAUGCUGUCACUUGUUAAAGCAUCUUACUAUAUGUUGUUUUAGGUGUUAAUGAAUAAUGAACAUCUCAGGGAAAAUGGUUGUGAACUCCAGUUUGACUCUCUUUGCUUCCCUCUCCUGGUUCAUUGAGUAGUUUGCACUUUAUUUUAUUGCACAUUCAAUUUCUGGUUAAGUCUGCUCUUAAAUAAAUUCUGAAACGUCACAUAAUAA
This is a messenger RNA of Trematomus bernacchii (emerald rockcod), 2759 nucleotides long. RefSeq names its product solute carrier family 5 member 1 (gene slc5a1). NCBI's taxonomy places the organism in Eukaryota, Metazoa, Chordata, Actinopteri, Perciformes, Nototheniidae. The record is from RefSeq and is a predicted model, not a curated record. Gene Ontology annotation, molecular function: D-glucose:sodium symporter activity. Gene Ontology annotation, biological process: sodium ion transport; transmembrane transport. Gene Ontology annotation, cellular component: plasma membrane.